AUGGGGUCGAUUGAACCAAAGAGACCAUUUGAAAAGGUUGUAAUCGCGGGAGCCGGUCCCGCCGGGUUGCUCCUCGCCCUGCUGCUCUCGCAACAUAACAUCCCCUCUGUCGUCUUGGAAUCAUGGAACCGACUGGACGAGCGACUCCGGGCGACCCAAUAUGGAGUUCCCGCGACCAGGGUCUUCCGGCGUGCGGGAAUCCUCGACGACUUGCGGGCAGAAAGCAUCGCGAGCUUUCCCAGCAUCUGCUGGCGUCGAGUCAGCGAUCACCAAAAGCUGGCUGGGAUUGACCUCUCCGUCGUCAAAAACCACCCUGACCGCAUGACGAUCCUGCCCCUCAACCAGAUCAUCCAAAUCAUGUAUCGACACUGUAUGGAAAAGACCAACGGGCUGGUCGAGGUCAAAUUCAAUCAUAAGGUCGUGGGUUCAGGUCAGGACGACAACUCUGCCUGGGUUGAUGUCGAGGUUGGAGAAGACGGGGAAGGCAAGGAGAAGAAGAGAUUUACCGCCGAUUAUGUUAUUGGCUGCGAUGGAGCGACCAGUGCAGUGAGGAAAUCUCUGUUUGGCAGAGAAUGGCCCGGCCAGACGUUUGAUUUCCGCUUGAUGGUCCAAAAUGUUUGGUACGACGGCUUCGAGAAACAUGGCUGGGAUGGAGGAAAUUAUAUGGUCGACCCGGACUUCUGGGGCCUGAUCGCGAAACGAGGCAAAGGGGGGCUCUGGCGUGUCACUUACGGUGACAGCGUGGUCGGUCUUUCCGAUGAACAGUACCUGGAACGGCGGAACACCGCCUUCAAAAAGUUACUACCAGGCCAUCCCGAACCCAGCGAGUACAGAAUCACACAGACCGACCAUUUCAGGAUCCACAACCGUUGCGUCGAGAAAAUGCGGGUGGGACGAAUCAUCCUCGCCGCCGACGCCGCCCACGUGUGUAACCCAUUCGGUGGCUAUGGUUGUAUGACGGCAGUUCUGGAUGUCGGUGCCCUGGCCGACUGCCUGAUCGGCCUGUACGAGGGCAAGGCGGACGACAGCAUCCUUGAUUUGUACGCCGAUAUCCGGCGCGAGAAGUUCCUGAAGUAUGUGGACGCGAGGUCAAUGAAGAACAUGAACAGGAUCAUGCACACCGAUCCCUACACGGUUCUGGAGAGCGACAAAUUCCUGCAACUGCUCAAAGGGCUGGAAGGAGACGAGGAGGCGACAAGGGCAUUUCUGUUGAAACAUUCCAGCAUCGAACACGACUUCACUCAGUACUAUAAGGAAAUGUAG
Messenger RNA from Fonsecaea erecta, 1263 nucleotides. RefSeq lists its product as hypothetical. NCBI's taxonomy places the organism in Eukaryota, Fungi, Ascomycota, Eurotiomycetes, Chaetothyriales, Herpotrichiellaceae. Gene Ontology annotation, molecular function: FAD binding. The coding region runs from base 1 to 1263 and encodes 420 amino acids. The transcript is spliced from 4 exons. The record is from RefSeq and is a predicted model, not a curated record.